This is a messenger RNA of Drosophila sulfurigaster albostrigata, 1584 nucleotides long. RefSeq names its product actin, indirect flight muscle. The record is from RefSeq and is a predicted model, not a curated record. NCBI's taxonomy places the organism in Eukaryota, Metazoa, Arthropoda, Insecta, Diptera, Drosophilidae. Gene Ontology annotation, biological process: mitotic cytokinesis. The transcript has 2 exons. The coding region runs from base 32 to 1162 and encodes 376 amino acids.
UUUCCAUUUAAAUUGCAGAUAAACUGUCAAAAUGUGUGACGAUGAUGCGGGUGCAUUAGUUAUCGACAACGGUUCGGGCAUGUGCAAAGCCGGCUUCGCUGGUGAUGACGCCCCCCGUGCUGUCUUCCCCUCGAUUGUGGGUCGUCCACGCCACCAGGGUGUGAUGGUGGGUAUGGGUCAGAAGGAUUCGUACGUUGGUGAUGAGGCUCAGAGCAAGCGUGGUAUUCUCACGCUGAAAUACCCCAUUGAGCACGGCAUCAUUACCAACUGGGAUGACAUGGAGAAGAUCUGGCAUCACACCUUCUACAAUGAGUUGCGUGUGGCCCCCGAGGAGCAUCCAGUAUUAUUGACAGAGGCCCCACUCAACCCCAAGGCCAAUCGCGAGAAGAUGACCCAGAUCAUGUUCGAGACCUUCAACUCGCCAGCCAUGUACGUUGCCAUCCAGGCUGUGCUCUCCCUGUACGCCUCCGGUCGUACCACCGGUAUCGUGUUGGACUCCGGUGACGGUGUCUCCCACACUGUGCCCAUCUAUGAGGGCUUCGCUCUGCCCCACGCCAUUCUGCGUCUGGACUUGGCUGGUCGCGAUCUGACCGAUUAUCUGAUGAAGAUCCUCACCGAGCGCGGCUACUCGUUCACCACCACUGCCGAGCGUGAGAUUGUGCGUGACAUCAAGGAGAAGUUGUGCUAUGUCGCCCUGGACUUUGAGCAGGAAAUGGCCACCGCUGCCGCUUCCACAUCCCUGGAGAAGUCCUAUGAAUUGCCCGAUGGUCAGGUGAUCACCAUUGGCAACGAGCGUUUCCGCUGCCCCGAGGCUCUCUUCCAGCCCUCGUUCUUGGGCAUGGAGUCGUCUGGCAUCCACGAGACUGUCUACAACUCGAUCAUGAAGUGCGACGUCGACAUCCGCAAGGAUCUGUAUGCCAACUCUGUGCUGUCCGGUGGUACCACCAUGUACCCAGGUAUUGCUGAUCGUAUGCAGAAGGAGAUCACUGCUCUGGCCCCAUCGACCAUCAAGAUCAAGAUCAUUGCUCCACCUGAGAGAAAGUACUCCGUCUGGAUCGGUGGCUCCAUCUUGGCCUCUCUGUCCACCUUCCAGCAGAUGUGGAUCUCCAAGCAGGAAUACGAUGAGUCCGGCCCCGGCAUUGUGCACCGCAAGUGCUUUUAAAUCUUUCCCGCUUAGCGAAAGAUCAACAAAGACAACAACCACCAACUUAGCAAUGUCACAAACCAGCACCGCGUUCACCAACACCAACACCAACAUCGGCGAGCUUUUCACCAACACGCUUCACAUUCAACGAGAACUGCAACCAAAGAGAAGAAGACGAAGACCGGGUGGAUAAGAAGAUCAAUCCGAACCCUAGUCUCGAGAUCUAUUGCACAAAUAUCAUUAAAAAGACACAUUAAUCAAUUACAAAAUACCAAAAACAAUACACUGGCGAUGUUCACCACGAAUAUCUUUAGUGAAAUCGUUGAAAGUGUAAAACAAAAAACACAUAUUUUAUAAACUUACUUCAAGUGUAUAUGAAAGGGCUUUGUAUCUUAGCCAAAUAUUAAAGCCAAAUAUAUAUCUUCCAUUAAAACUAUAAA